Molecule: messenger RNA, 1310 nt
Organism: Boeremia exigua
Lineage: Eukaryota; Fungi; Ascomycota; Dothideomycetes; Pleosporales; Didymellaceae
Exons: 5
Coding region: 129-1298 (389 amino acids)
Source: RefSeq, a predicted model, not a curated record
UCGCAGCCGCUUGUCCCUGAGCCUGUGUCUACCGAACAUCUGGUAUCUUCAUGGACGAUCCCUUAUCUCGACUGCCUCCACAUAUUGCUAUUUUCUACAGCGUUGGGUGCUGAGCCCUGACGUCGCCCAUGUCGUCAAUUCUCCAGCCGGAGGCUGGUAUAUUUUAUGGAGUGUGCUGGUUUGUAGUAAUUGUGCGAUUGAUAUCACGACGUCUCCAUCGAGGAGCAUGGAAUCGUUUGCAAUUGGAUGACUACCUGAUCGUCUGUGCUAUGGUGACUGUCACUGUUCUGCUCGUCGCCAUGACGAGAGUAGUCUCCACUUCGACCAACCUCAUCCCGCCCGGUGAGGAUGUCACGCAGUACACUCAAGCCGAGAUCAAUGCUCGAAUCACUGGUUCCAAAUUUGUCUUGGUGGUAGAACAGAUGCAGAUCGCUACCAUCUGGCUAGUCAAAGCAUGCUUGCUCAUCAUGUACUUCCGUAUGACGGCCGUACUGCCGCAGCGCAAGCUGGUUGUUGCCACGUCCAUCUACGUUGGAGUUACGUUCGUCAUCAUGGAGAUCCUCUACUUCGGCGUGUGGUGCCGUCCUUUCAACCAGUACUUUGCUAUGCCCACUAACUCAAUACAAUGUUCUGCAGCAACAAACCAUUUGAUAACAAACGCCGUGUUCAACAUAAGCUCAGACCUCAUCAUUCUCAGCAUACCGAUGCCACUUCUGUUCAAAGUUCGCUUGCCAAAAAAGAACAAGUUGAUUUUGAUUGGCAUCUUCUUGAUUGGACUUUUCACCGUUGUUGCCGCUGUGCUCAACAAGUACUACUCUUUCUCCAACCCCUUCGGCAACGACUGGGUGUUGUGGUAUCUUCGGGAGUCAUAUACUGCCCUCUUGUGCGCAAACCUGCCCCUCACGUACCCUCUUAUCCAGCGAGUCUUCAACCUGCGCAACUGGAGCUCCCACUCAGGGGAGUCUCACUCGAUCCAGGCGGCUGGAACAAACACACGAGGAACAAACACCUUUGGCACCGCAAGAAGCCACAGCCAUUGGGUGAGUCAAAAUAAAACUCGGACAAAAUCGAAAAUCUACCGCGAUGAUCUCCGCGCUGCCGAGAGCCAGGAAGAGAUCAACGACCCGUUCCGAAACCCAAGUGCAGAUAACGGACCCGUUUUCAUCACCAGUGCGAUCGAAUUGGAUGGCGUGAAGGCAUAUGAAAAGUCCUCGACCGACAUCAGUAUUGAAAGCCCGAUGACAUGGCGGACCGAACAAGACCGCAUGAAGGACUUUAAUUAUAACGCCCCGACAUGAAGCAACGCCCAA